Molecule: messenger RNA, 1065 nt
Organism: Paracoccidioides lutzii Pb01
Product: alcohol dehydrogenase
Exons: 3
Coding region: 1-1065 (354 amino acids)
Molecular function (GO): oxidoreductase activity; zinc ion binding
Source: RefSeq, a predicted model, not a curated record
AUGGCACCUCAAAUCCCCAUUCCCGAAAAGCAAUGGGCCCAGGUGGCUGACAAGGUCGGCGGGCCGGUGCAAUAUCGACAAAUCGCCGUCCCAAAGCCGGGCCCCGAUGAAGUCCUCGUAAACAUAAAAUACUCGGGCGUCUGCCACACCGACCUUCACGCGAUGAAGGGUGACUGGCCCCUGGAUGUGAAAAUGCCCCUGGUGGGUGGACACGAAGGGGCUGGUGUCGUCGUCGCCCGCGGACAGCUGGUCACCGACGUCGAAAUUGGUGACCAUGUUGGCAUCAAAUGGAUCAACGGGUCAUGUCUGUCCUGCGACUUCUGCGAGAGUGCAAACGAACCCCUGUGCCAGAAGGCGAUUCUUUCGGGUUACACGGUGGACGGGACGUUCCAGCAGUACUGUAUUGGGAAGGCGGCACAUGUCACUCCCAUCCCCAAGGACGUGCCGCUGGAUCAGGUAGCGCCCAUUCUCUGUGCCGGAGUGACUGUUUAUAAAGCGCUGAAGGAAAGCAGAGCAGCACCCGGCCAGGCGGUGGCGAUUGUCGGGGCUGGAGGUGGGCUGGGGUCGUUGGCACAGCAGUAUGCCAAGGCAAUGGGGUUGCAGACUAUUGCCGUUGAUGCGGGCAAUGAGAAGAGAGAGUUGUGUAUGAAGAUGGGAGCGACGGCCUUCGUCGACUUCUCCAAGUCCAAAGACCUCGUUGCCGACGUGAAGGCCGCCUCUCCCGACGGACUCGGCCCACAUGCCGUGUUGCUCAUGGCUACUGCUGAACUACCGUUCCAGCAGGCGGCAGGCUACGUGCGGCCAAGAGGCACCAUCGUCGCCAUCGGCUUGCCGGCGCAUGCCAGGCUACAAGCACCCGUAUUCGACACGGUGGUGCGGAUGAUCACUAUCAAGGGCAGUUACGUGGGUAACCGGCUGGACGCGAAGGAGGCGGUUGACUUCUUCUGCAGAGGCUUGAUCCAGGUGCCAUAUAAGACAGUGCCAUUGCAGGAGCUGGGGAAUGUUUUUUCGCUGAUGGAUCAGGGGAAGGUUGCAGGCCGCUACGUCCUCAAGAUGCCAGAGUAG